AUGCAUAUAAACGAAUUAAAUAACGCCCCCUUAAGUAAUAUAUAUUUAUAUAAAAAUAAUAAAGCCAAGUUAAUUCCAUAUCUAGAAAAUGUUUUUAUAAAAAAUAUUUUUUGUUGUAACUGUAGCAUUAAUAUCUUAUUACAUUCUGGUCAGGAUGAAUAUAAUAUGAAUAGACUAAUAAAAUUAAAAAAUAAUAAAAGUUAUAUAAAUAUAUCAUGUUGUGAUAAUAAAUGUGGUUAUUAUUUAUCAAAGGAUUUAUUAUUAUAUGAGUUCUAUGGUGAUAGAAAUAUAAAAAAUAAUAACAUUUGUAAAGAUGUAAAAAAUAAUAAUUAUUUUAAUAUUUAUAAUAUAAAACCUAUUUUAAAAAAAGAUAAAGAAAAUAAAAAUGUAUGGUAUUAUGAUAUAUUAAAAAUAAAUGACAGUGACAAUGAAAAUAUGAAAAAAAAAGAGUUCAAAUAUAAAAAUAUAAAUAAAUACUUUUAUGGAAAUAAUAUAUUCUUCGCAAUAAAUAAUAUAAAUGAUAUAUAUAUGUGGAAAGAAAAAAAAGAAUAUAACGAAAAAAAUAUAGAAAAAAAAAAAAAAUUCAUUUAUAAUCCUACAGAUAGUAGUAAGUCACAAUAUUAUCAAUAUAAUUAUAUUGAUAAUAAUAAUUUCUAUAUAUCAGGAUUUGUCAAAUAUUUAUAUUUUCCAGACAAAAUAAGUAUUGAAUUUAUAUCAUGCGGAAAUAAUCACACACUUUUUCUAUCAAAAGAUAAAAAUUGUUAUGGUAUUGGCUGUAAUAAAUUCUAUCAAAUAAAUUAUCAUAAAGAUAGAAAUAAAACAAAACCUUUUUUUGAUCAACCUGUUAUUAUAUAUAUUACAAAUAAAAAAAAAAAAAAAAAAGAUAUAAAAUAUAUUGCAGCUGGAUAUAGUCAUAAUUUAAUAUGUACUUAUAAAAAUGAAAUAUAUUCAUGGGGUAAUAAUAUUUAUCAUCAAAUUUUUAGGAAUAGACAAAGUGUUGUUAAAAAACCAACAUUAAUAUUAAACAAAAGAAAAAUAAUAAAUAUAAUAAAAAAUAAAAAUAAUAUAAUAAAAAAUAAAAAUAAUAUAAUAAAAAAUAAAAAUAAUAAAAUAAAAAAUAAAAAUAAUAUAAUAAAAAAUAAAAAUAAUAUAAUAAAAAAUAAAAAUAAUAAAAUAAAAAAUAAAAAUAAUAAAAUAAAAAAUAUUUACAAUAAUAAUAACCCAUUUGAGGUCUUAAAAAUAUGCUGUGGAUUUUCUUUUUCUUGUAUCCUCUUGAAAAAUAAAAAAUGUUUUCUCAUAGGAAAAACAUAUUCAAAUAAAAAAUUAAUAAAAAAAAAAAUAAUAAUAAAUAAUAAUAAAUCAUAUCAUCAUAAUAAUAAUAAUUAUUAUUAUACAAAUCAAAUGUGUGAAAAAAAAAAAUCCGUGUCACUCAUACAAAUAUGUAAAAACAAAAAAAUUGAUGACAUAUAUUGCACUUUUUAUGAUAUAGUUCUUGUUGAAAAUCUUAAACUAUCUAACCUAUUCCCAACAAUUAUUCAUCCACAAAAAAAAAACAAAAAGGUUUAUCUAUUCUUUAAUUUUAAAAUAAAAAAAAGCAUCUCCUAUAAAAUUAGAUUAAAUAAUUACUGUAUGAAAGUUAUAAAAAAUGAAAAGGAUAAGAUUCAAAUAAAAAAAAAAUGUAAACAAAUACAAACAAAUAUUUUACCUACUCACAAAAAUGAUGAUAAUGAUAAUAAUGAUAGUGAUAAUCAUAAUAAAAAUAAUUAUUAUUAUAAUAAUAAUAUGCAGAUUUUAUUCCAUUUUAAUUAUCCCCCUUUUAAUGAUAAAUCCAACCCACUAUCUUUACAACAAAUGUUUGAUGUUGAUUCUAAGAAAUUCAAAAAAAUAAAAACCAAACAUAUAUUUCCAUAUAUAAUAAAUAAUAAUAUGAUAAAUCAAAAAUUAUAUUUAACCUUAUAUAAUAAUAAUAAUACAUACAUACAUUUUUAUAAUAAAUAUCUUAUGUUGUCAUCAUAUAAAGGAAUAAUCAAAAAUAUCAUACCAAAUAACUGUGCAUUAAAAAAAAAAAUUAAAAUUAAAUUAAUUAUAAAUAAAGUUCCUAUUUAUAUAAACAAAAAAUUUAUUUCUAUACUUUUCUAUUUUAAAGGACAUGGACAAAAAGAUAAUAUUCAAGUGAAUAAAGGAAAAAUGAAUAAAAAUAAAAAAAGUAUUUAUACAAAUAUUAUAUUACCUACAUAUAAUCAUAAUGAUAACAUAUUUUUAAAUAAUACUCAUCAUCAUUUUAAUAUAUGUGAAAUAUAUUUUUCACUUGGUUAUCACUUCUAUAAAUCUUCAUUCCCUAUUAUUAUCAUUAAACCAGAUAUAUUAAAUAUUAGUCCAAGUUAUGUUUCUAUAAAUAAUAAUAAUUCUAUAUAUAUUAACAUGUUACACCUCUCAAGUAAUUUUCAUACUAUUCAUGUUAUUUUAUAUAAUACCCAUUUGAGUUGUAUUUAUAGAAAGGCAUACUACGAUGAAAGGACAGAAAAUUAUUUUUUCUCCUUACCCUUAAUACCUCUGACAUUAUUUCAAAAAAUUAAAUCAGAAUUCAUAAAAUUUCAAGUUUUUGCCUCUUAUAACAAUGUCGAAUACAGCCAAAACGACAUACUUUUAACAGUUACAAAAUUUUAA
Plasmodium adleri (nom. inval.) is the source of this 2667-nucleotide messenger RNA. Its product is annotated as conserved Plasmodium protein, unknown function. Gene Ontology annotation, molecular function: guanyl-nucleotide exchange factor activity. Gene Ontology annotation, cellular component: cytoplasm. The transcript has 2 exons. Bases 1 to 2667 code for a protein of 888 amino acids. Lineage: Eukaryota; Apicomplexa; Aconoidasida; Haemosporida; Plasmodiidae. The record is from RefSeq and is a predicted model, not a curated record.